AUGGAACCUGAGAUCGAAAAACAGGGAGGGUGUUCUUCUCUGCAAACGAGCGUGACGGUGACACAUGAAGACUCCGGAGCUGAACGACCAUUCCUGGGCGAUAGCGAAUCGAGAUAUCAACGAUGGACGAGGAGCAUCAAAGGGCUCGAGACCCGUGGUAUUGAGCCGGUGCCGCUUGAGGAACGGAUCAAGAACACCAAGUUCACAUCAUUCGAGAUGUUUCUGACGUGGCUGAGCAUGGGAAUGGCAAUAAACAACACAAUCACCGGAUCGCUGGGAACGCUGGUCAUGAAGCUGAGCUUCGCCGAUUCUGCGCUGUGCGUGGUUUUUAGCACCCUUCUCGGGGGGUUGGCGAUUGGCUAUAUGAGUACCUGGGGCCCGCGAAGUGGGAAUCGCACAUUGAUUGUGUCCCGGUUCUUCAUGGGUUAUUAUCCCACCAAAGUGUGCUGUGUGUUGAAUGUGCUCUCAUGUCUGGGCACUGGAAUGAUGAGCGCUACGGUUGGAGGCCAGUUGCUGUCCAAGAUCUCAGGAGGGGGCCUGUCAGUAAUAGUUGGCAUCAUCAUCGUGGCAUUCGCGAGUUGGACGAUGGCCACAUUCGGCAUGCAAAUGUUCCAGUACUAUGAAAGGUAUGCCUGGUUUCCACAGUUGAUAGUCUUCGCGCUCCUCACUGGGUCUGCUGGCCCGCAAUUCGACUUCGAUAGCCCGUCGGUUGGGACUACUUCACAGGUCAACGCAAAGCGGUUGGCAUUCUUCUCGCUAUGCCUAUCGAUUCCCCUGUCAUGGAUACCUGUUGCAGCCGACUACCACGUUUACUAUUCUCCCGAUAUCAAGCGAUGGAAAAUUUGGACGGUGACCACCAUCGGCGCCAGUCUUGCAUUCACAAUCACUCUGCUCCUUGGCGCCGGGUUGGGAAGUGGGGUGGCACACAGUGCCCGAUGGAGUUCGAUUUAUGAUGGCACUCCAGGGAGCCUAUUGAUGGCGGGAUACGAUCGAUUGGGACCGCUGGGAAGACUAUGUGCCGUCAUCAACGUCUUGACGAUUGUAUCUAACAAUGCACCAGCUUCAUACUCGACUGGGAUGAAUUUUCAAAUGCUAGGAAACGUAUGGCGCAGGUUCCCGCGCCCGGUCUUCACGACCGUGAGCACCCUGGUUUACGCUUCGUGUGCUAUUGGCGGUCGUGACUCCCUAUACGACAUCUUCAGGAGUGUCAUGCCUUUGAUCGGAUAUUGGGCGGUAAUCUGGUUCACGAUCGUGGUGGAAGAAGACCUCCUCUUUAAUCGAGGUCAGGGCUAUGACUGGGACGCAUGGAACGAUCGAUUGAGGCUCCCCAUUGGUAUUGCAGCCAGCAUUGCUUUCCUCGUCGGAUGGAUCGGAGCUAUCAUUGGCAUGGAUCAAACGUAUUUUACGGGCCCGGUGGCGGCAGCGAUUGCGGAGGGGUGCGAUCUGGGAAUCUGGCUUGGGCUGGGCUUUACCGCCCUGGCUUUCCCACCCUUGAGGUUGCUGGAGCUCAAUUGCAUUGGCCGCUAAGCACUAGUAGUAAUCGGAGAUGGUCUGAUCACGGGGUGUUUGGAAGUGAGUCUGUAUAACUGAGAAGUUGCGGCUGGCGGAUGUACAAGCAAGUUCUGUUAGAUUUUUCAGCGUCUAUAAGUUGUUGUAUUGAAGAAGCUUUGAAU
Molecule: messenger RNA, 1673 nt
Organism: Aspergillus saccharolyticus JOP 1030-1
Lineage: Eukaryota; Fungi; Ascomycota; Eurotiomycetes; Eurotiales; Aspergillaceae
Product: purine-cytosine permease family protein
Exons: 4
Coding region: 1-1527 (508 amino acids)
Biological process (GO): transmembrane transport
Cellular component (GO): fungal-type vacuole membrane; plasma membrane
Molecular function (GO): transmembrane transporter activity
Source: RefSeq, a predicted model, not a curated record